GUCAAUCAAUCAGUCAGUCAGCGAUGACAUGACAGCGCGAGUUGUGGUGUUUGUGUUUCGCGAGUUAUAAAUCACUAAAUUACUCUUUUUAUCUUAUUUCUGUGUAACAGUCGGUAAACAUUACUUAAAUUAGUAGAUUUAUCAGUUCAAAAUAGGCAAAUAAGAUAAACUGUUAUGUGUAAUAAGUGACCGAGUGUGUGAUACAAGAGAUGCUGUAACGACACUGCGCGGCGAUGAAACACCACGCCAAUGGCCACAUGACCCUGAACGAUUACCUGAUGAUGUAUCUGUCACGAUGGAAGCGAGUGGCAGUGGUACUACUGGUCAUAUGGAUAGUUGUCACAUAUUUAUUUAUAGCCCCGCUCAGGUGCACAGGUAACACAGAUGAAGUGACAGAGUUCCAGGAGAGGUUACGGAGGGUGUCCUCUCAACUGGACGUACUGAAGCAGCAGCACAAUAACCUUAUAGGGCAGAUCAAGAAGUCACCAGGGUUAAGAAGCAAUCUCAAAGACCUAGACCCCAGUCUCCUCCUAGACUCAGGGCAAGGCCCAACAGAAGAAUACGAGAAUCUCAGACGUCGAAUACACUCCAACACAAAAGAGCUGUGGUACUAUAUCAGCCAUGAGCUCAAUAAUGUUAUGAAGAGUAGUGAGAAUAGAGAAGAGAAAUUACUUGCUGUUUUACAGCAAAUUAACGAGAGGCAAAGCUCCCUCCAAUCAGACCAAGAGAAGCUUCCGGAGCUGGACGGCUACCACGAGUGGCGUAAAAUCGAGGCGGCCAACGUCAGCGACCUCAUACAGAGGCGGCUUUACCAUCUGCAGAACCCGUCAGAUUGUAAAGACGCGAGGAAGGUCAUCUGCAACUUGAAUAAGGGCUGCGGCUUCGGCUGCCAACUCCACCACAUCGUCUACUGCUUGAUAUUCGCGUACGCCACCGAGCGGACCCUGGUCCUCAACUCCAAGGGCUGGCGGUACAACAACAAGGGCUGGGAGUACGUGUUCCACCCCGUCUCCGACACCUGCACUAGCUCGUACGACGACCCCGUGGUGCAGUGGUCAGUAUCUCACGACGCCAAAGUGGUAUCGCUUCCCUUCAUAGAUUCGAUAUCGCAGAAGCCCAAGUUUCUACCACUAGCUGUGCCCAAGGACUUAGCUCAUAGAAUAAUCCGUUUCAACGGUGACCCGUCUUCCUGGUGGAUCGGGCAGAUACUCAAAUACAUCCUGAAGCCGCGGCUCAGUAUGCAGAAAGCUAUCAAUGAAACUAUAGCUAAGAUGAACUUCAACACUCCUAUAGUAGGAGUACACAUAAGAAGAACGGACAAAGUUGGCACAGAAGCCGCCUUCCACCACAUUCAUGAAUAUAUGUCGCACGUGAAGAGCUACUACGACCGGCUCGAGUUGACGCAACAUGUCGGCAUCAGGCGGGUUUAUCUCGCCACCGACGACGCUAAUGUCCUAGAAGACGCCCGUAAAAAAUACCCAAAUUACGAGUUUUUGGGCGACCCUACGAUCGCCAAAACUGCGGCCACGCAUCGGCGAUACACCCCUGUGUCACUCACAGGACUGUUGGUUGAUUUACACAUGCUGUCUAUGUGUGAUUACCUCGUCUGUACCUUCAGUAGUCAGGUGGGCCGCGUAGCAUACGAGAUGAUGCAAGCGAACCGCGUCGACGCGUCGGACAGUUUCUUCUCACUAGACGACAUUUAUUACUUCGGCGGGCAGAACGCUCACGACCGAGCGGCCAUCAUGCCGCAUGAACCGAGUAACAACCAGGAGAUCGCUGUACAGGUUGGAGAUCUAAUAGGCAUCGCCGGCAACCACUGGAACGGUUUCGGGCGAGGCACCAAUAGGAGAACAAAUAUGAACGGACUUGUCCCGUGGUACAAGACGGCGGAACACCUCGUGCUGUACCCCUUCCCCGAGUACAAACACGUGCCCCUCCACGACACGCGGCAGGGGGACUUAUAGACCACACUGUAGUAGACAAUAUCGCUAACUGUGUAGGCACAGUAGGAACAAAAAUGUCCCUUUACACUUGUAGAUCGUGCUAGUAGACUAUUACAUGAUCUAUCUCUUUCUGGAUACUAGAGUAUCCAAUAUAAAGAUAUAAGACAGUAGUAACUCUUCUAACAAACGUACGCCGCGCGGUUUCUAUGUGUGCGCGCCGCACAGGCAACACAUGUAAGCGGAUAAAAAAUAUUCUUUCUCGUUCACUCUUAUCCGCUUACAUGUGUUGCGUGCGAACACAGCACACAUACAUACCGUGCGGCGUAAAUUUGUUAGAAGAGUUAUUACUGGUCUUAUACUAGCCAAUAUAGCCAACUGCAUUUAAGAGCAGGGUACGUAGCCGAAUGGCACAAACGCUCACGAAACGAAACGCUCGUAGAUAUCUAUCUCUAUCACUCUUGCGUGUUGGCGCGACAGAGCCAGACUACCUUUCGCGGCGUUUCGUUUUCGUUUCGCGUCGGAGAAAUGCCAUUCGGCUACGGGGCCAGGUGAGGAAAGUUGGUCAUGGCAUUUAUCGCGCGACCAUGCUUGCCUACCUGUGAUUUGCGCUUUGCUUGUAUACAAACAUGUCCGUCUACACAACUCCCGGCAGGGGGAUUUAUAGACUACACAAUAGUACCCAAUUCUCCUGGCGAUACCUUAUACUUUAUCCAAUGGUGAAUUUUAGUACUACAACAAUGGUUCAAGAGCAGAAUCAUUACGUGGUAAAAAAUAGCCAAUCAUAUUGUCAUUUUAGUAUCGGAAAUUUUUACCUAAGAAUAAAAUCAGGCUCAAGAACUUACACUGCCGUUUUAAGAAACACAAGGUUUGACAAAAAUGAUAAACCUUAUUUUUCAUGUACGAUUUGUCAAAAUAGUCGAUAUUGUACAUUAUAAGUACGUACGACGUUUUUAGUACAGAUGGCCCUUUGAAGAUUCGAACUGACAUAUAUUAUAAUGAACCACUUCUCGCACUAGUGCGUAAAAAAAACAUCAUCUGUACUGAAAAAUACAUUUAGGUCAUGAAGUAAGCCAUGUUAACUCAUUCAAUAGGUGGAUGAUAAUAAUAUAUGGGCAUUUAUAACCAACUUUGACUACGUUUCACUAAGAUUUUUUUUUAUUAUUAGAAAUGGGCUUACUCUUGGCCACAGACUAGCCAAAGGCAAAGACGUGGCCUACGAUGGAGUGAGCUCGCCCAGAAGAUGCCUGUUCACUCUUGAUUUGAAGGUUGCCGGGUUAUAUGAGCUCGGAAAUAUCUAUACAUUCUGAGGAAAAUACAGUAAUUUUUGGAAAUUUUACCAUAUUUUUUUCAAGGCUCAAGAAAAUCCUACUCGAAGCGGUCGGUAGCAAUAGGCGAGACGACUAAAAAAAACUACCAUUUAAUCAGUCAGUUGGAUCAUAAAAAAAAAUUUGGACACAUUUUUUCUUUUUUCUCGUAAACGAAAAAUGACGACGGUACAGUGCGUUAAGUUUCGUGUGACGUCACGCCUAGGUACCUACAAUGUUUACCUAAAAGUGACGUCACAAGCCCCCACUCCGGAAGUUUGAUGCCCUGUAUCUUUGUAUUUUUUCAUUAACUAGAUAAACAGAAAAAUAUCUGUUCUGUAUUUUUAGACGAUCUAACUGACGGACUAAACAGAGUACCAUUUUUUUAUAUAUUGUUAUGACGGAUUUUGAACUUUAUAUAACAGCCAAUAAAGGGUAACAGCCGAUUUUACUUCAUACUCAGUAUCUAGACUAAUAAAUGAAGGUAAAUAUUCCUUAUACCGGAUCCCCUACUAUAUGUUAGCUUGUUCCAAAAUAGGUCCCCAAUAUAAAACCUGCACGUGCAAUGUUUAUUAGGCCUAGAUAUGACCCCUAUGAUUUCCAUAUAUUAUACAUCUUGUUAUACUGGAACCAUAGUUUAUGUACAUAAUUUAAAACAUGAGAAACCGUAGAGGAAGGUAGAGUUGUAACUCCAUUCGUCAGUAAAUGUGAGUUAUUUGUAUAGGCAUUGGUGACAUCUAGCGACAAUCACGCGUCAACUAGCGUAAAUUAUCAGUACUGCUACUUGUCAAUAGA
Messenger RNA from Leguminivora glycinivorella, 4045 nucleotides. RefSeq names its product alpha-(1,6)-fucosyltransferase (gene FucT6). The record is from RefSeq and is a predicted model, not a curated record. Gene Ontology annotation, biological process: protein N-linked glycosylation. Bases 234 to 1967 code for a protein of 577 amino acids. NCBI's taxonomy places the organism in Eukaryota, Metazoa, Arthropoda, Insecta, Lepidoptera, Tortricidae. Gene Ontology annotation, molecular function: protein binding; alpha-(1->6)-fucosyltransferase activity. The transcript is spliced from 13 exons.